Molecule: messenger RNA, 2061 nt
Organism: Rana temporaria (common frog)
Lineage: Eukaryota; Metazoa; Chordata; Amphibia; Anura; Ranidae
Gene: CHID1
Product: chitinase domain containing 1
Exons: 13
Coding region: 109-1290 (393 amino acids)
Biological process (GO): carbohydrate metabolic process
Cellular component (GO): extracellular region
Molecular function (GO): oligosaccharide binding; chitin binding
Source: RefSeq, a predicted model, not a curated record
UCAGUCAGGGCGGAAACAAAAAAAUAUAUUUUUUUCACAUCUUUCAAUAAACUUGAUUGUACGCGGACAUUGCCAUCGCCAGUGAGUCAGUGAGUCAGCUUUGAAAAGAUGAAACUGCUGUAUGUUCUGCUCGUGGUAGCCGUCGCUUGCCAAUUGGCUGAUGCCACUUUGUCGAAGAGUGACUCAAAGAAAGCAUCUGCAAAGAAUCUGGAGACAAAGACAAACCUUUCUGAUCUUCCUGUCCAAGCCAGAGGAUUAGUCUCCACUGAUGUUAAGGCCAAGGACAUAGUGCUUGAUCACCAGAGUUACUGCAUCAAAAAUGUGAAGGAGCGUCAUGUUACUGCAGAUGUACUUGGAUAUGUAACACCUUGGAAUGGUCAUGGAUAUGAUAUUGCAAAAAUAUUUUCAUCCAAAUUUACCCUCAUUUCACCAGUAUGGCUGCAAAUUAGAAGAAAGGGCAGACAGUCCUACCAGAUGACUGGACUGCAUGACAUAGACCAAGGGUGGAUAAGAGACAUAAAGAAGAAUUCUAAGAGCACAAAAAUUGUUCCACGAGUCUUAUUUGAUGGAUGGUCUUACCAGGAUUUCGAGAGUGUGUUUAACAGUGAAGAUGAGAUUGAAGAUCUUGUAGAAGCCAUGGUGCAAACUGCAAAGGAUGAACAGUUUGAUGGCUUUGUGGUGGAGGUGUGGAGUCAGCUGGGUGGUCAGAAGAGACAGGAAAUGGCCCAUUUGCUGACACAUAUGGGGCAGGCUCUACAGCAAGCUAAACUUCGCUUCAUCCUUGUUAUUCCUCCUGCAGUGGCACCUGGCACUGACCAGCUGGGCAUGUUUGGAAAGAAAGAGUUUGAUCUGUUGGCUCCAUUUGUGGACAGCUUCAGCCUAAUGACCUAUGACUACUCCAAUCCAAACAGGCCAGGUCCAAACUCCCCAAUUUCCUGGGUACAGGCUUGUGUUCAGAUUUUGGACCCUGACUCUAAAUGGAGAAAGAAGAUCCUGCUUGGAUUGCACUUUUAUGGAAUGGAUUACUCUGCACUUGGGGCAUCCGGGGAACCGAUUCUGGGCAGCAGGUACAUAGAGAUAUUGAAGGAUCAUAAGCCCAAGCUGUUGUGGGACCAGCACAUCGCUGAGCAUUACCUGGAAUAUAAAAAGAAUAAAGGAGGAAAGCAUGCAGUGUUCUACCCAACUUUGAAGUCAAUACAGGUGCGGCUGGACCUUGCACAGGAGUUAGGCACUGGAAUAUCGAUUUGGGAGCUGGGACAAGGCUUGGACUACUUCUAUGACCUAUUAUGAUAACUCUAGGGAUGGACUGUGGCCCAGUUUACUAAAAGCAACAUCUUUCAACAGUCUUAUGAAGCAGUACGGGUCAGCAGGUAGCCCCAGAAGAUGGAAAUGUAUUGAUUUAGCAACAUGAAUCUUUUUUUUAUUCCAGUUGCUUUAAGGAAUCUCCAAGCACACAGCAGCAUGGAAUUUUGAUUGUACUUUUGCUUUUUUCACUGUCCACAAUGAUUGACUUGACUAAUUUUCACCGAAAUAAUCUGGUACAGGAAGUUUUUAGUAAAAUAUGUAGUAAAUUUUUUUUUUUUAAUAGCUUUUUCUUUUAGUUUAAUAUCCUUUAAUUGAUUAGUCUAUACCGGGGAAGUACUCAUACAGCAUGUCAGGGUUUUAUGUGAUAAUUUUAUUGUAGUACAUGCCAGCUGACCAGUUGCAAACAAGAAGAUGGGUAAGUUGAUUGACUCUAUACCGGUGACUGUAUUCUCUAAACUGUGAUCAAGUUCACAUAAGCGCCUUAUUAGCCUUUUCUGUAAUUAGACACAGUGAUUACCAUGAGAGAAAGGAAGAUUACCUAAUUAUACUGUAAACAAAAGAAAAAAUGCACAGUUGGAAGAACACGUUUAAAAAAUAAAGUUUAUUUUCACUGAAUAAUGCUGUAGCUUUAAUUUGAAAAUUGUAACUUUUUAUAAUCGCAUACAAGACAAAUGAUUUCAACUUUUUAAGGGAAUAUGUGUACUUGAUUUUUCGAAUAUUAACCAUAAAUUAACCAAUAAAAAAGGGUGGAAAACC